Messenger RNA from Cyphellophora attinorum, 1332 nucleotides. Its product is annotated as Baeyer-Villiger monooxygenase. Lineage: Eukaryota; Fungi; Ascomycota; Eurotiomycetes; Chaetothyriales; Cyphellophoraceae. Gene Ontology annotation, molecular function: flavin adenine dinucleotide binding; NADP binding; oxidoreductase activity. The transcript has 2 exons. The record is from RefSeq and is a predicted model, not a curated record. The coding region runs from base 1 to 1332 and encodes 443 amino acids.
AUGGGCUCUUUGCACAACAUUGUUUGCUGUGAUGUUUUGGUGGUCGGCGCAGGUCUCAGUGGUAUUGCCGCUCUCUACAAGCUGCGGAAAUUAGGCCUCAGUGUGAAAGCAGUCGAGACUGGCCCAGAACUUGGGGGCACAUGGUACUGGAACAAAUACCCAGGUGCGCGUGUCGAUUCCGAAUUUCCUUUCUACCAGUUGGACAUCCCUGAGGUCUGGAAGGACUGGAAAUUCACGGAAAGAUUCCCGGAUCGCAACGAGCUGCGAGCAUAUUUCAAGCAUGUCGACAACGUCUGUAAACUCUCGAAAGAUACAUAUUUCAACGCUAAAGCGUAUAACAUGUCAUGGGACGAAAGCAGAGGCAUAUGGACCGUCUCAAUGGAUACAGGACUUGUCAUCAAAAGCAAAUACGUUGUUGUGGCGAGCGGCUCUUUGGACAAACCAUACACUCCCAACUUCCCCGGCCUGGACGAAUUCAAGGGCGAGAUUUACCAUUCUAGGGAGUGGCCUGACAACGCGACUCUGAAAGGUAGAAAGAUUGCCGUUAUCGGUGCAGGGGCAACGGGAAUUCAGGUAGUUCAAGAAUCAGCGAAGCUUGCCAGCGAGCUGUCCGUCUUUAUUCGACGACCUAGCACUUGUCUACCCAUGGUGCAGAGACCUCUCACUGACCAGCUCCGGAAUACGCAACGGGAUUCCUUUCCAGAGCUCUUUCGCGACUGUCGUCUUUCAUGGUCCGGCUUUCCUUUGAAACGUGGUCCAAAAGCAAUGGAAACGCCUGCCGAGCAGCGAGAAGCUAUCUUCGACGAAACAUGGGCCAAAGGAGGUUUUGCGUUCCUCGCUGCCUUCUCAGAUGCAAGGACUGAUCCAGAAGCAAACAGAUUGGUUUACGACUACUGGAAGAAGAAAGUUCGCGCCAAGAUCUCAGAUCCGAUCAAGCGAGAGAUACUUGCACCAACAGAGCCACUCUACUACUUCGGCACCAAACGCAGCCCACUUGAACAAGACUACUACGAGAUGAUGAACAAGGACCAUGUGAAGUUGGUCAGCUUGCUCAACAAUCCCUUCGAAAAGUUUACUCAAAACGGUGUCAUCAUGAAGGACGGUACUACUCACGAGUUCGACAUUUUGAUAGUGGCCACCGGGUUCGAGAGCUUUACUGGAUCCUACUAUAAACUCGGCCUCAAAAGCCGUAGCAAGGUGGAAUUGCAGGAUACUUGGGCGUCUGAGAUACACACCUACCUUGGUCUUAUGAUCAGCGAUUACCCAAAUCUUUUCACUGUCUUUGGUCCUCAAGGUAUGCAGAUGCGCCUACAUAUUCUGCUCAAUUGCUAA